GCCGGACCGCCGCCCGUAGAGGACCAUGGCUUCGCGUUCGGACAGCGGCAACGAGACCCGCGGGUCCUCGGAGUCUGACAAUUCGCCCACGCAAACGCCCACGCCCACACGGGAGCUCCUGCACCACCACGCCCACCGCGACCUCCACCCGUACGCCCGCGAGAAGCAGCAUCCGUACCAGCAACAGGAGGUUUCUCAGGUGCCCAUUCAGGCGCCGCCCACUUCUUCCUCCACCUCCGGGCCGCCCUCGGUCAGACACUCGUCCGGCGCCCACCGCAUCACGCCCACAGUGCGUUCGACGCCCAUCAUCACCUCCUCGUCCGUCAGAAGCACGGCGACGCCUACGGGCAGCUCCUCCACUAGAACGACAACCACGCCCACAGCUACGCCCUCCCAGAGGUCAACGCCCAUCGCCCGGCCGGCGCUGCCUUCGAGACUCACGCCCUCGUCCUCUUCCUCCACGAGGCUAACGCCCACCGCCCACCACGGGCAAAGGCCGCCCCUCAGGCCGCUCCCGAGGAGACCCCCUUCGUCAGGCAUGGGGUCUGCCGGCUCGGUGCACGCGGGGGCGCCCCUGGGACCCCUCGCCUCCGCCCGGGGUCGCCAGAGGAACAGCGUGGCGGUGGUGGACUCCCGCGAGCACAUCUACGAGGACCUGGAUCUGUGCAGGGGUCCUCCUAAACUGGCGCCCGUCUCUGGAGUGCUUCCGCAGGGCAAGGUGGUGAUCCGCCCCAUCGCCUUCAAGCCGGUGGCGACCCCAGGGCAGCAGGGCGGGGUCUCUCCCCAGGGGGUCCUCAUGGGCGGUUCCCCUGGGAGUGGGGGGGUCACGUCGCAGUCAGGGACCCCCAACACCACGCCCCCGUCGCGCCCCGACCCCCGCUACACCUCCACGCCCACGCUGGUUAGGGGCGGGAUUCAUCACUAUGGGAGCAUGGGCGACCUGAAGACGCUGAGCCACAACAGCUACUCCCUGGACCGGCGGGGGCUGGUGACGCCGCUGUCCUCGCGGGGCUACUACGACCACGCCGACAACAACAACAAGUACAACAGCCUCACCAAGCUCCACAACAACAAGAACAUCUCCAUGAACAACAAGAACAGCAGCUACAUCAGCCACAACAGCAGCAUGAGCAGCAGUAGCGGGAGCAACACGAGCGCCAAAACAACAACAACAACACCACAGCCGCCCCAAGGCUCUGCCCGCAGCACGGACCUGCCGCGCUACGACAGCCUCAAGAACCUCUCGAGCGAGUCCUACCACCACCAGUACCAGUACCACAGCCACCACCACCACCACGCGGCCGGCCCCGGCAGCGGCAGCAGCGGCGGCCUGCACCAGCGCAUGGGUGGCUCCGUGACCAACCUGUCGCGCAUGGGCGGCGGCCACCACACGGGCUCCGUGCAGGGCCUGGACCGGUCCGUGUCCGUCACGGGCUCCAACCCCGGCCUGGACCGCACCAUUCGGUCCCGGGGAGGGUCACGCGAAUCACCGGACGAGCACCACCAGACGCCCUCGCCCUCCGACUCCGGCGUGGCGGAGCUCGAGGCCAUGCUCAAGGAGAAGGACUCCGAGAUCAACACGCUCCGCGAGACCAUGGAGCAGAACGAGCAGGUGAUAUUCAAGGUGUAUGAGGAGAAGGAAAAGACAUGGGAGAGAGAGCUGAAGAAGAUCAGAGACUUGUAUGACUCUCGCCUGAAGGCAGCGCAGCAGAAGGCUCUCAAGGUGGAGCAGCAGCUUACCACCCAAACAUACCAGCUGCAGCAGGAGCGCAGGAAACUGAUGGCGGAGCUGGAGGAGGUGCGGCGAGAGAGAGACGGCCACCAGAGUCAGACGGAGCAGCUGCGGAGAGAGCUGAGUACUCUGAGGACCCAGCUAGAGGAGACAGAGUGGAAUCUCUGUCAGAAGUCAGGGGAGAUCUCCUUGCUGAAGACCCAGCUGAAGGACUCCCAGGGCGACCAGACGACCCGCGGCCACGAGCUGCUGCACCUAAGAGCCCAAGUGAGACAGUACCAAAAUGAGGUGGAGCGGAGACGCUCUGAGAUCAAUUCGCUGCACGACCUCAUGGGUCAGCAGCGCCGUGAAUCUGGCGACCUGCGCUUGCAGCUGGACCAGGCACAGCAGCAGCGCUCCCAGGCGAGAGCACACGACCAGGACCUGCUCCUCCAGGUGGACAAGUACAAGUCUGAGGUCGAAGGCAUGAAGCGGGAGAAUGAGCUGCAGAGACAGCAGUUUGAGGAGGAGCGCAAGAAGUGGACUGAGGAGAAGGAGCGAGUUAUACGCUACCAGAAGCAGCUACACCAUAACUACGUGGCCAUGUUGGGCCGCAACCGCCAGCUGGAGGAGGAGGUGGCUAGGCUGACCGGGGUACCGCUGCCCCCCUUGAAGAACCUCAGCCCCCCCAAACUGCCAGCCGUGUAUGCUGAUAUCCGAGAUGCCCCGACAUCCCCACAAAUCUCCAGUGAGUCUCGAUGCUGACGAGGAACUCGAAUUGUGUGUCAUGCUGGUCAUGUGUACAGUCACAAGGAUAUAAAGUGUAUAAGAAAUGUACAGUCUCAGUGAUGUGUGUAUAAAUAUCAUGGAAAAUAUUUUAAGGAACAAUGGAGGCAUCCAUUUAGAAGUCUUAGAUCUGGUGCAAAGAGGAAACAGGAAGAUGUGAUUUGAACAGGACCUGUGUAAUUCAGAAAAGAAAUGUACCAUAAAUACUAAAAAUCAGAUACUGCCUGGAUUGUCUGUCCUUCUCUGGGAGUGGUACCUUACUGUAAAAAUAUUUUUUUCUCCUAUUCUCUGUUGGACAAGGACAUAGAAGGUGUCUGCUCACCAGUGUUGGUCAUAGACGCUUCUGCAAGUGAACUGAUGAGUAGACGAAUUGGAGGUCGCAAGAAAUGUAGCAUUGUUAUGUGCUGAUGUUCUGGCCUCUCUACCAUGAAGCCUCAGGAUGUGUGCGUGUAUCAGAAAUUGUACAUGUUAUAUAUAUUUAUAUAUAUAUAGAUUUCUAUUCUGUCUUCCUGAUAUUUUUAAUGUUACGGACUGCAGUGCCCAUUUUCAUAUCUCAUCGAGGUCCAAGAAAAAAGGGCAAAAAGACUCGCUGUUUGAUUUAAGAGAUUUAUAUAUAGAUACAAAGCAAGAUGGAAGAUGUUUGUAAUUUUUGUAUAGAAAUUUUUUUUAUUAACUGUAAGAAUUUCUAAGCUAGGAAUACACAGUUUUAGUUUCUAGCCAAAGGUUAUAUUUAGUUGGAAUGUUACACUCAAAUUUUAAAGUUAAGGUUCAGUUGAUAUAGUUAACUGUUUUUACUGUGUACCUUUUCAGUCAUAAUCAUCCGGUUUUAUAGCUUUGAUCUAACUACUAUAGUUUCCAGUUAUUUAUUGCGUAUGAUUUUUUGUGUGGAAAAUUUGUAUUACUAUAUUGGGCCUUUCAGGGGUUAGAUACUUCUAUAAAGGUAUUGUAUUGUAGUCCGAAGUUCCUUCUUUAGUCAAUACAAGAGUAAGCAGGUAAAUUGGUAACAGGCUGACAAAGACAACAAUGUUUUAAGAGAAAUUCAAAUAGAUUAAUGUGUUCAUUUUGCCAGAGAAGUAUCGUGUUCGUACUUGCCUGAGAUGGACUUUUUCCAAAAUGUUGGAACCCACUUCCUUCCUAACAGAUUGAGAUUUUGUCUUUGUACCCUGUUGAAUCUACCUGUGAUGUAUUUUCAUAUUUUAUUUCCUUUUUAUUCAGUUUAAGGGGAAGCCAGCCUUCCCAUUCUUCUUCUGCCGAUUCAUAUUCAGUUUUGUUUUUACGUGCUCAUCAACCUUAAGCUGGACGUGGAUUGCCUUUCUUACAUUUUUCUUUCGUGUACAUACAUUUUUAUGGUGAUUUUCUUGUCAUGACUUUUUUUCUUUUUGUGUUUUCUUGUCCAAUAUAAUGUUUGUUGCAUUUGCUGGUGGUUUUGAACACUGAUUGACCAUCAGGGUUAUAAUUGUCAAAAGGAACAAAUGUCUACCAGUUAUGAGCUGAACGUUGUUGUAUUGAACAAGAACGCUAAUAUACACAUAUAUAUCAACUUGAUGCUCAAUAAUGUAGUAGCACUUUGGUUCUGGAGAGGACACAAUAUAUUUCAUAUAAUUAUAGAUAAAUAAAAGAAAAAAAUAUAUGUCAGGUGUGGAUUGAGAGAACUUUUGUGUAUUUAAACAUCCCAUUUGUUGUUCUCGGGUAAUGCCUUACCUGUCUCAGUUCCCGGAUGUACCACAUAGGAAAAGUUUCUCUGCUCGCUCAGUUACAUUGACACCUGAAAUCUGAGGGAAGUGUGAAGAAGCUAGCACAAAUAAAUGAGGAAUAUAUUAA
Messenger RNA from Penaeus monodon (black tiger shrimp), 4318 nucleotides. RefSeq names its product NEDD4-binding protein 3-A-like. Lineage: Eukaryota; Metazoa; Arthropoda; Malacostraca; Decapoda; Penaeidae. The record is from RefSeq and is a predicted model, not a curated record.